AUGAAAUCAUGGAUAUCAAUAAUAUGCCUCUGCUGUGUAAAAGCGCCAAGUGCUUAUUCUGCAGCUCUUCCAACUCAAGAUGAACGAGUGAUAUUUCGUGACGACCACCCUUCUAAAGUUACAAUUCCUAAUGACUCCAAUGGAAUGGAUCACGAACCUAUACAAAUAACAGAAAUGCGAGUGCACUCAGAAAUCGCCCUGCGUUACGCUCGCACGUCUGUGAUCACUCACGUCUACAACGCUGACAGCCGGCCUCAACAGGCCACCUUCCGCAUGCUGCUGCCCGACACCGCUUUCAUCAGUAACUUCACUAUGUUUUUAAAUGGAAUAGCUUACAAAGCAAAUAUUAAAGAAAAAAAAGAAGCUUCACAAAUUUACAGCAAUGCAGUAUCGCAGGGAAUUAGUGCAGCUCACAUUUCUGCCAAAGCUCGCGACUCGAACCAUUUCACGGUAUCGGUCAACGUAGAAGGCAACUCUACAGCCAUCUUCGAUUUGAGAUACGAAGACUUCCUUGUCCGUCGCAACGGAUUGUACAAUCAUGCAAUAAACUUGCACCCCGGCGCUACCGUGCCAAAAAUGGAAAUAGUUGUACAUAUCAAGGAAUCACAAAAGAUAACUAAACUUUUUGUUCCCGAAGUUCGAACUGGUAAUGAAAUUGAUGCGACAGAGAACGAUGCGCAAAAUUUAAAAGCAGGUAUUCAAUAUGGUAUCACCAAACAUGAAGUAAUGGUAAAUUUUACUCCCGAUCUAAUAGAACAAGGAAGACUUGCAGAAAUAUAUGAGCAAAAAUUAAAAGAACGAAAUUCAUUCGAAUACCACAUUGGUUAUGAUCAUAAAAAAGAGAACGACCAUGAUGAUAUAGUUCUCGGUCAGUUUGUAAUACAAUAUGAUGUAGAACAAUCUAAUAAAGGUGAAAUAUUGGUACAUGAUUUAAAGGAGGCUGAAGAAGUACUGUCAAUGUGGAACAUGCCUUCCACCAAACUAGUACCACCAGCUCGUGCUACGCCAGAAAACAUUGCUAAAGCGAAAGUCAUUGUAUCUGAACUUGAAGUUUCUGGAGCUACCAACAUCUUCAACGCACUGGAAAUUGCUUUAAACCUUGUAAAGCAAGAGAUACAUCACGAGAAUAAAACUGCAUUGGACAGUGAAAUUGUUGAUAGUAAUAUUACUACUAACUCAAUGGAAGGAGAAACAAUAAGUUCGAAACAGCUGGAGCCUAUCAUCAUCUUUUUGACGGACGGGAACGUCAACAAAGGAGAGACUAGCACUGCCAGAAUCACUACAUCGAUUACUAAGAAGAAUUCAGGACAUAAACGAGCCUCCUUGUACACUCUCGCUUUUGGUGAGCAUGCAAACCGCAUUUUCCUCCGCGAACUCUCUCUCCGGAACAACGGCUUCAUGCGACACAUCUACGUGGCGGCGGAUGCUGCGCUCCAGUUGUACGACUUCUACCGCCAGGUGUCGUCACCGCUGCUCUCUCAUGUCCAGUUCCUGUACCCUCGUCAGCAGAUUAAAGAAGGUUCCGUAAGUCGCAGUAAUUUCCACGCUAUUAACGCGGGCUCGGAGGUGGCGGUCGUGGGGCAGAUCGCUGAAGACGUCAGCGAAAUAGACCCUGUGGUCUUGGGUCUUUAUGGUAGUGAUGGUGGUGUUAGUAGAAAACAUUUCAAAUCGACGCCAAAAGUAACCGUGAACCGAACGAAGAAUGAACACUUGCCUCUAGAGCGUCUGUGGGCGUACCUCACCAUCAAGCAGCUACUGGACAACCGUGAGGACAAUGAAGCUGAAAAGAAGGCUCUAGAUAUAGCACUUAAGUAUACGUUUGUAACACCUCUUACGUCGCUGGUAGUUACUGCGCCGACCGAGUACAACUAUAUGGAUAAACCUCCAUCAAUUGUACCAGCGAUACAACCAAGUUAUGCUCAUCCCUGGAACGAUGUAGGACCAGCAGUUACAGAUUUAGAUGCAAAAACUGUUGAACCCCUUGGCUCCACCGUCACCACCACUACUACUACAACCACUACAACACCAGCUCCAACUACAGUUUCAAGCAGAAACUAUCACCUGGAAGGCUUUGAGUGGACGUCGUCCCUACUCAACGCCAGCGCUGACGCUCUUACUGUGCGAGGAGCAAACAGUGAACAAGUUUUCCUGAAGCUCACCACGGAUAUCGACACCAUAUCAAUGUGUCGCGGGAAAAGCCAUGCCAGUACUUCCUAG
Messenger RNA from Bicyclus anynana (squinting bush brown), 2217 nucleotides. Its product is annotated as inter-alpha-trypsin inhibitor heavy chain H3-like. The record is from RefSeq and is a predicted model, not a curated record. Bases 1 to 2217 code for a protein of 738 amino acids. NCBI's taxonomy places the organism in Eukaryota, Metazoa, Arthropoda, Insecta, Lepidoptera, Nymphalidae. The transcript is spliced from 16 exons.